CUUAUGGUGGUCCUCCAAAUCAGUGGCAACAUAAUUCUCACCCUCCUUCAGAUCAUGUAGCCUCAAUGAAGCCACCACAACCUCCUGCUCCAAUUCCAUCACGACCGCCUUCUCAUGUUGCUCCGCCACUGCCUCCUCUCAUGAGCAGCAGUGGUGGUACCGGCUCAAACUAUUCAGGCGGCGAACUACUUCCACCUCCUUCUCCAGGCCUUGCAUUUAGCACUGCGAAGAGUACGUUUACAUACAAGGAGUUGGCGCGCGCAACGGAUGGCUUCUCUGAUGCUAACCUCCUUGGACAAGGUGGAUUUGGAUAUGUUCAUAGAGGUAUUCUCCCUAAUGGUAAAGAGGUUGCUGUUAAGCAGCUGAAAGCUGGAAGUGGACAAGGAGAACGUGAAUUUCAAGCUGAAGUAGAGAUUAUUAGCCGUGUUCAUCAUAAACAUCUUGUUUCUCUUGUUGGAUACUGCAGCACCGGGUUUCAGAGGCUACUUGUUUAUGAGUUUGUUCCCAACAAUACAUUGGAAUUUCAUUUACAUGGAAAUGGACGACCAACGAUGGAUUGGCCAACAAGAUUGCGAAUUGCUUUAGGAUCUGCAAAAGGACUUGCUUAUCUUCAUGAAGAUUGUCAUCCUAAGAUCAUUCAUCGUGAUAUUAAAGCUGCUAACAUCCUUCUCGAUUUUAAGUUUGAAGCAAAGGUUGCUGAUUUUGGUCUUGCAAAGAUUGCUUCCGAUCUCAACACUCAUGUUUCUACUCGAGUGAUGGGGACUUUUGGGUAUCUGGCUCCAGAAUAUGCAGCAAGUGGAAAACUUACAGACAAAUCAGAUGUUUUCUCUUAUGGAGUCAUGCUCCUUGAGCUAUUAACUGGACGUCGACCGGUUGAUAAAAAUCAGACUUACAUGGAUGAUAGUUUGGUGGAAUGGGCUAGGCCUUUGCUCAUGCGUGCUUUAGAAGAAAAUAAUUUAGAUUCUCUGAUUGAUCCAAGACUUCAGAAUGAAUUUGACCCUAGUGAGAUGACGUGUAUGGUAGCAUGUGCUGCAGCUUGCACACGCCACUCAGCAAAGCGUCGACCAAGGAUGAGCCAGGUUGUGCGUGCCUUAGAAGGAGACGUGUCACUAGCAAAUCUUAAUGAAGGAGUAAGACCUGGACACAGCAGUGUCUACAGUUCUCACGAAAGGUGGAUUCAGAGCUACAAUUCAAAUUUUUUUGUUUUGCAGGCAUAUCAAGAGGAGACUGAAUAGCUCAAGCUUCUUGCUGAAUGGAAGAGAAAGAAAGGUGGAUUCAGAGCUACCAUGUUUGUUUUUGGUGAGUACAAGACCAUUGUUCUCAAAGUUUACCUACUGAAAAGAGGUUUCUAUCAGUGGUAGCAAACCCUGUUAACCUUGUUUCUGUUAUAGGAAACUUGGUGGCGGCUCAAGUUGCGACAGAAAUCGGUUGGAGCGAGUUUGCGAUUUCAAUGUUUUCACUAGGAAUGGUACAUUAUUUCCUAGAUAAAAUCCACUUGUGUUGGGUUUAUUUUGGAAUGAGCUCAAUUAUUUUUAAAACCGAAUAAACCGCAUUAUGAAACCGAACCGAACAAAACCGAAACCGAAAAUAACCGAAUUGCAAACCGGUCGGUUUUGGUUAUGUUUUUUCCAACCGAUGG
Molecule: messenger RNA, 1639 nt
Organism: Lathyrus oleraceus (garden pea)
Lineage: Eukaryota; Viridiplantae; Streptophyta; Magnoliopsida; Fabales; Fabaceae
Product: proline-rich receptor-like protein kinase PERK1
Exons: 7
Coding region: 66-1235 (389 amino acids)
Biological process (GO): protein phosphorylation
Molecular function (GO): ATP binding; protein kinase activity
Source: RefSeq, a predicted model, not a curated record